Papilio machaon (common yellow swallowtail) is the source of this 2997-nucleotide messenger RNA. RefSeq lists its product as uncharacterized. Lineage: Eukaryota; Metazoa; Arthropoda; Insecta; Lepidoptera; Papilionidae. Bases 216 to 1697 code for a protein of 493 amino acids. The record is from RefSeq and is a predicted model, not a curated record. The transcript has 11 exons.
UGCAGAAAGCAUGUGGCGCUUUCUCUCAAACAAUUUAAUAAAAGUUUAUUUUGCGUUUAGUUUAAAUUUCAAUAAUUAGAACUAUAUUGGAAAUGAAGUAUGAAUAAAUACGAACUAGUGUUGUGUUAUUGAAGGAACUGUGACAAAUCGAGUAACUGUAUAGUUUGAAAAAGUAGAAUUCUUGGAAAGUUGGAUAUUAUUAUCUUGGGAUUCGGAUGCUAGGCUUCAGCAUGUGGGGUGUAGCGGCAGUGGCGAUGCUGUUGCUGGUGCCGCAAGUACUCUGCGCCGGCUACUGCGCCACGGACACCUUACGCACCAAUACCACCUGGAUGCAGUUCACCAAGGAACCCGUCUCCUUCGAGUACGGCUUCCAAGACAAGUUCAAGAGCAUCCACUGCUGCGUCAAAGGCUACAGAAGCAUCGAGUGGUUCAAGGACGGCGUGGCGUACCCGUGGUCUGCGGGCGUGUCGAAUCUGAUCCUGUACCCCGAGGCGGCCAACCAGACGCUGUACACGCGCCGCGCCGCCCGCGCCGACUCCGGCAACUACACCUGCCGCCUCAGCAACGAGACCCACAGCGAGACCCACACCGUGCGACUUGACAUACUAGAAAAGCCGACAGAUGCUCCGCGGACGAUGUACAUCUCCAAGGACCAGUGGGUGGAGGAAGGUAGCGAGGUGCGGCUUUACUGCGAGGCACUCGUCGGUCGGUCGUAUUUGGCGGACGCUCGCAGUGAUCUACGCUGGUGGAAAGUGUGGCCCAACGGUACAGAGGGCGACCUGCUGCCAACUCAGCAACAGCACAAAACUGUUCGUGACGACGUGGAGGACAUAAUUGGUGCGUACCUGUUGGUGGAGCGCGUGUCGGCGCAGGACUACGGCACCUACGUGUGCCUCGUGCAGGCUAACGACUUCGUCUCGCGCAGCUACGUCACACUGCACUAUAAACUGUGGUCAGGUGGGGAGGCGGCGUGGUGCCGUGGCGGGGGCGCAGUGCCGUGGCGCGCGCUGGCGCUGGGCGGCGCUGCGGGCGCGCUGCUGUUGCUGUCCGUCGCCGCGCUGCAUCGCCGCUGCACGCCGCGUCUGCUGCUCGCCGCAAGACAAGCGCGCGCCCGCGCCGCCACCGCCGCGCACAGGGCCAGAGUGCUGGAGAAGGAGUUCGACGUGCUGGUGUGCUGGACGGCGGUGGACGGCGAGCUGGUGCGCGGCGCGCUGUUGCCCACGCUCGCGCUCAAGUACAAGUACCGCGUGCACGCGCUGCCGCUCGCCACGCAGCCCGACAACUGGUACAACGAGAUCGUGGGCGAGGCGGCGCGCUGCCGGUCUCUGGUGGCGGUGCUAUCACCGGCGCAGUACUCGCCGCAGCAGCUGCUGACCGCGCUGCGACAGCUGCGCGCGCUACCGCUACCGCCCGUCGUCGUACUGCUGCAGGACCUGCCGAAGCUGAAGCGCGAGGCGAAGGAGGGCGGGGAGUGGCUGGUGGGGGCGCUGCGGCGCACGCGGCUGGUGGCGUGGCGUCACGUGCACGAGCGCGCGUUCUGGACCGCGCUGCGCCUCGCCCUGCCUCUGCCGCCGCCCGCCACAACACAACACUCGCAGCCCGCGACACAACAACACGCCGACAUCACGGAAAAAUCGAACACAGAGACAGAAGAGAGUAAGAACUCCCGCUCGGGAAGUCUGACAGCGCUGGUGUGAGUGCGCCAGGCGAUAUUACACCCAGUUAAUUGUGAAUGAACUAAACUGAACUAGUGCUAGACCAGUGGGACGUUCUACACUGAGCCAAGGCCCGAGUGCGCUGCGAGCAGCUCAACAUGUGAACUGAACUAUAUGACGUAAUCAAGUGGUGAAGUGCGUAGUGUGUGCGGGCGCAGUGCUCUACAGAACCUCCAGUACGAAGACUGUGAAUAGAUAUUAGUUUUGUAUUACAUUACAUGAACAUUGUAUCACAUCCGAUAGAAACGUUUAGAAUUUGUAGAACUUCGAAUUCUGUAUACAGUUUUCUUCGUUUUCAGCAUCAUUCUUCUUUCGGCGAUUCUUCAUUCACAUCUCUUUCUGGUGCCAAAGGAAAAUAAUGUCAUGACAAUUAAUCUCUAAGUUUAAAAAAGUAUUUUUCGGUUGUCUGUCCUAUUUAUUUUAUUUAUCUGUAUACUUUUCGAUAUAAAAAGCUGACUUGAGAUAAUUUAUUUCAUGCUGAUGGCGCAAAGUUUGUUGUAAGUUGACUUAAUUUUAGUUAAGAUUAUUUGAAAUGUCUGUCCAAUGACUAUAUUUUAUAUCGACCAGGGUGUUAAAAACCUCUAUUUAAGAUGUAAGUUUCUUCCUUUAUUUGUGAAAUGUGCGCUGACUGAGUGGAAAUGUAACUAGCGAUGGUUUCAGGACUGUGAUAUGAGAGAUGGUAAAAUGUAAGACGGCGUUUAAUAUAUAGUCAGUUACGUGAAAUUGAAGUGAUUUUUAAAUUUGAAAGUUUUUAAAGUGUAUCUGUAUUAAUUGUACUCUAACGUCCGAACCCAAUAAUCUAUCUCGAUGAAUUUUUUAUUUAUCUAUUUUCAAUCAAAUUACUUUAAACUUAACCGCUCUAUAGAUCACAAUAACGAUCCAAAAAUUCAAUUUAUCGUUUAAAGAACGAUUUUUUUUAUUCCUUCGAUCGAGGGUAAUAUUGAUCUGAACAUUAUUUUAUUUACUUUUAGGGUUCGGGUUAUUGAGUUCGGCCGUAACAUGUGUAAAGAAUUUCGAUAGGCUUUGUAAUAUGUAAAUGAAACUUAUUCUUCUACCUAUUUGAUACUGAAACAUAAUUAAUUAAGAUUGUUGUAAAUAAAACAUGUUUCCGCGGCGAAGUGCUCCGACUUCGUAUCUUACAUGAUAAAAGAAUGGGUUAAAUGUUUUUAAAAUAAUUUUUUAGUAUUAUUAUAUUAUACUCGUCACAUUCCGAAGAAAGUUUUCUAUAAAAAUGUUAGGAUGCUAAGUUGUAUUGUGGAUGGAUUCACAAGAAAAGAAAAUA